CUUCCUGGGGCGAUGGGGCAGGAGUGUCUGGAACCCAGGAACCAGCCCAGCUGGGAAAAGAUAAAAGCCCAUCAUUGGCCCAGCGGCUCACUGCGCUCCCGCCCGCUCCCGCAGCCUUCGCUCCGGCCCUCUGCCAGCCAUGAAGUCCUCCGUGUCCCGCCAGGCCUACUCCUCCAAAGGGGGCUUCAGCUCCAGCUCCGCCUGUGGCGGGGGCAGGUCCCGGGCCCGCACCAGCUUCAGCUCGGUGACAGUGUCCCGGAGCGGUGGCAGCUGUGGGGUGCCCCGAACUGGUGGCUUUGGCAGCCGCAGUCUCUUUAACUUGGGGGGCAACAGAAGCAUCUCAGUCAGUGUGGCCGGAGGGGCGUCCUCAGGACGGGCCAUGGCGGGCCUUGGUUUCGGCAGCGGGGCCUACAGGGGCCUGGGGGCUGGCAGGCAGACGUUCGGGCCCGUCUGUCCUCCCGGAGGCAUCCAGGAGGUCACCGUCAACCAGAGCCUCCUGACACCCCUUAACGUGGAGAUUGACCCCGAGAUCCAGCGGGUGCGCACCCAGGAGCGCGAGCAGAUCAAGACCCUCAACAACAAGUUUGCCGCCUUCAUCGACAAGGUGCGGUUCCUGGAGCAGCAGAACAAGGUGCUGGAGACCAAGUGGGCCCUGCUGCAGGAGCAGGGCCAGAACACAGGUGUCACCAGGAACAACCUGGAACCCCUCUUCGAGAACUACUUGAGCGCCCUUCGGCGGCAGCUGGAUAACGCCCAGAGUGAGCGGGGGCGGCUGGACUCGGAGCUGAGGGGCAUGCAGGACCUCGUGGAGGACUACAAGAACAGGUACGAGGAUGAGAUCAACAAGCGCACAGCCGCAGAGAACGAGUUCGUGGUGCUCAAGAAGGAUGUGGAUGCUGCCUACAUGAGUCGCAUGGACCUGCAGGGCAGAGCGGGCACUUUGACCCAGGAGAUUGAGUUCCUGAACAACCUCUAUGAGAUGGAGCUGAGCCAAGUUCAGACCCACGUGUCUGACACCAAUGUCAUCCUGUCCAUGGACAACAACCGCUGCCUGGACCUGGACAGCAUCAUCGCUGAGGUCAAGGCCCAGUACGAGGCCAUCGCCCAGAGGAGCAGGGCUGAGGCUGAGGCCUGGUACCACUCCAAGUAUGAGGAGCUGCAGGUGACAGCUGGGAGGCACGGGGACAACCUGCGGGACACCAAGAACGAGAUCGCUGAACUUACCCGCACUGUCCAGAGGCUGCAGGCGGAGGUGGACGCAGCCAAGAAGCAGUGCCAGCAGCUGCAGACGGCCAUCGCGGAGGCCGAGCAGCGCGGGAACCUGGCGCUGAAAGACGCGCAGAAGAAGCUCGGGGACCUGGACGUGGCCCUGCACCAGAGCAAGGAGGAGCUGGCCCGGCUGCUGCGCGACUACCAGGCGCUCAUGAACGUCAAGCUGGCGCUGGACGUGGAGAUCGCCACCUACCGCAAGCUGCUGGAGGGCGAGGAGAGCAGGAUGUCUGGAGAGUGUCCCAGCGCCGUCAGCAUCUGUGAGUAUUUCCCGGCCCCGCCCUGA
Messenger RNA from Condylura cristata (star-nosed mole), 1555 nucleotides. It is a transcript of the gene KRT79, whose product is annotated as keratin 79, type II. Gene Ontology annotation, biological process: keratinization; intermediate filament organization. The transcript is spliced from 8 exons. NCBI's taxonomy places the organism in Eukaryota, Metazoa, Chordata, Mammalia, Eulipotyphla, Talpidae. Gene Ontology annotation, molecular function: structural constituent of skin epidermis. Bases 140 to 1555 code for a protein of 471 amino acids. Gene Ontology annotation, cellular component: keratin filament. The record is from RefSeq and is a predicted model, not a curated record.